CAGCAGACCUUCUGUGCCAUGCUGCUCCCCGACAAGACUAGGAGAGCCAUCAGUAAAAAACUUCGAAGGCCAGAUCACUUGGCAGGCGUAGGUCAUCGUGUUCUUAGAGGCGUGAGCACCGGCCCAACUUAUCGCUGUCGCCGGCGUUCUUCAGACGGGAUUAUUGGAUCGUUUUCGUUCACGUCAUUCUCAGUCCUCGUUAGAUAACCGUCUUUGCUGGCUUUUCCGAAGGACCGUGAUUUAUGGCGCCUACUAGCUCAAGCGACGAGGAGAAUCGUCGGGAGGAUAAGCGGGACCGGAAAGACCGAGAUGAAAAGCGUAGGAGCGUGAGCAAGGAGGACAAGCCUCGCAGCGAGAAGAAAGACAGGAAGGAGCGGGAGGAGAAGCGGCGUAAGCGGCGGCGACGCGAUUCCUCGAGCGAUUCCAGCGACUCUAGCGACGACAGCGACGGCUCGGAAGCUUCGAGCAGCGGAUACAGCAGCGACGAGAGCGAAAUCAGCAGGAAGAAGAGACGGCGAGGGAAAGAGGGAAAGAACCGCAAUCGGAGGAAUUCGAGCAGCAGCAGUGAUAGCGACGAAUCAGACGACAGUGAAUCCAGCGAUGAGGACAGGAGUAAACGAAAGUCAAGAUCGUCCAAGUCAUCUAGCAGCAAGGAGGAAUGAGGAGAAACAGAAGAAGAAGAGUAGCAGCCGUCGUGACCGUCGCCGAUCGAGCAGUGACCGGCGAUCUGACAAGAAAAGUAAAAGCAAAAGACGAUCAUCAGACAAGCUCCCAUUGCGGCGCGUGUCACAUGGGCCGUGCCACAUGCCGUCCUCCUGUCUCUUCCUCGAGUGCAACUCCACACGCCGACACACUUUGCGGCUUUGAAACUCAUCAACAAAAUCUGGCUCAUUCUUGCUGGAAUUCUACCCGGUUUUGCGACCUGCUUCUACACUGCUCAUCUGUUUUCAUUCUAACGUCCCUUUCCCUGUCACUACACUUGUUCUUUCAAUGCGCCUUGCUCCUCGUUGUUGGUUGUUUUCAUUUUGCACUAAAUCAACUGUGCCUUCCUUCACACCGGUUCAGAAAGGAUCAAAGUCUGCUGGCGAAGCCACACCAGGCCCAGUGCAACUCUCACAGUUUCUUGGUCGUGAUGAUGGCUCCACGCGUUACAGCGUAAUUUCGGGCAAGAAGAUUCGCAUGAAGGUGGAUAAGAACAAGGAUGACAAGGUAGCUGAAGCCAAUCGAUCUGAGCUCCUGCGUUUCCUCAAUUCAAGCUACGACUAGAGCUUGACCCGAAAACAGGCUGAGGUGGCGUUUUUUUUUUCAAGGCUUCAAGAAUAUUGGUAGAGAGCUCCAGUUGUUGUGUGGUCGCUUUGUUGUCUUGUCUUCCUUACCUUUUGAUUUCUAGCAUUGCACUUCAGAAGUCGUUGUGACAGAGAACAAGUGUGGAGGUUUGCCCAAUUUAGCAACUCAAAGGAACUGAGC
Closterium sp. NIES-67 is the source of this 1467-nucleotide messenger RNA. Lineage: Eukaryota; Viridiplantae; Streptophyta; Zygnematophyceae; Desmidiales; Closteriaceae. The record is from the annotation of a GenBank genome assembly.